Solea senegalensis (Senegalese sole) is the source of this 2244-nucleotide messenger RNA. RefSeq names its product adaptor related protein complex 1 subunit mu 3 (gene ap1m3). Lineage: Eukaryota; Metazoa; Chordata; Actinopteri; Pleuronectiformes; Soleidae. The record is from RefSeq and is a predicted model, not a curated record. Gene Ontology annotation, cellular component: clathrin-coated vesicle; clathrin adaptor complex. Bases 173 to 1444 code for a protein of 423 amino acids. The transcript has 12 exons. Gene Ontology annotation, molecular function: clathrin-cargo adaptor activity. Gene Ontology annotation, biological process: vesicle-mediated transport; intracellular protein transport.
AGACUGAGGGAGAGAGUGGAGGAGAGGAGGAGGAAGGAAGGAAGAUGAUGGCAGCAGCAGCAGCAGCAACGGCAACAGUGAACAUUUCUGCUCUUAAGUGACAAACAUUUUACUGUAGACCCACUUUUUUAACCAGGGCGGUUCCUGUACUCGAGGGUUUUACUCCACCAAGAUGUCGGCGUCGGCGAUAUUUAUCCUCGACUUGAAGGGAAAGGUGCUGAUCUGCCGUAACUACAUGGGGAACAUGGACAUGAACGAGAUUGACCACUUCAUGCCCAUUCUGAUGAAGAGGGAGGAAGAGGCUGAGAUGUCACCGGUGGUCUGCCAUGGCUCUUCACACUUUAUGUGGAUCAAACACAGCAACCUUUAUUUGGUGGCGAUGACCAAGAAGAAUUCCAACGCUGCUCUUGUGUACUCUUUUCUUUACAAAAUAGUCCAGGUGUUUACGGAAUAUUUCAAAGAGCUCGAGGAGGAGAGCAUCCGCGACAACUUUGUGACUGUGUACGAGCUGAUGGACGAGGUCAUGGACUUUGGCUUUCCUCAGACAACUGACAGCAAGAUCCUACAAGAGUACAUCACACAGCAGGGUCAUAAAUUAGAGGUCGGUGCUCCUCGACCUCCUGCCACCGUCACUAACGCAGUGUCCUGGCGGUCAGAGGGCAUCAAGUACAGGAAGAACGAAGUUUUCAUGGACGUCAUUGAGUCUGUAAAUCUACUGGUGAGUGCCAACGGCAGCGUCCUGCGCAGUGAAAUACUGGGCAGCAUUAAGCUCAAAGUCGUCCUGUCGGGGAUGCCUGAACUCAGACUGGGCCUCAAUGACAAAGUGCUGUUUGAAAUCACAGGCAGAGAGAAGAGUAAGACAGUGGAGCUGGAGGACGUGAAGUUUCACCAGUGUGUCCGCCUGUCACGUUUCGAGAACGACCGCACCAUUUCCUUCAUCCCACCUGAUGGCGAGAGUGAGCUCAUGUCCUACCGCCUUAACACUACAGUGAAGCCUCUCAUAUGGAUCGAGAGUGUGAUUGAGAAGUAUUCACACAGUCGUGUGGAGAUCAAGGUGAAGGCUCGCAGUCAGUUUAAGAGUCGGUCCACGGCCAACAAUGUGGCCAUUAUGGUUCCAGUGCCCAGUGAUGCUGAUUCACCCAAGUUCAAGACCAGCACGGGCAGUGCCAAGUGGGUUCCUGAGAAGAGCGUUGUGCAGUGGAACAUCAAGUCUUUCCCUGGUGGUAAAGAGUACAUCAUGCGGGCACACUUUGGGCUGCCCAGUGUGGAGAGCGAGGAACUGGAAGGGAAGCGGCCAAUCACAGUCAACUUUGAGAUCCCCUAUUUCACUGUGUCUGGAAUUCAGGUGCGAUACCUAAAGAUCAUAGAGAAGAGCGGUUACCAGGCAUUACCAUGGGUGCGCUACAUUACACAAAGUGGAGAUUACCAGCUCCGGACAAACUAAAGGGCACAGAUGCUGCUAGACGAAUGGAUUCUCCUGCUGUAUCUCUCCUCUUUUCUCCUCUCGUCUUCUUGUCUCUCCUCCCCUCUUCCCUCCUCUCCUCUCCUGCUCUAAUGGACAGCAGAGGACAUGUGCAGGAGGACACAUGACAUUUUCUACCCACUGUGAGCGGAAACCAGACAUCAUCACCAGCUCUUCCAAACUCCGCACAAACGGGAAAAGCUGUUGCGUAACCUUUGACCUGUGAUUUUUUUUUUUUUUUUUAAAGGUUCCUCAGGACUCAAGUAAAAGUUAAUGCUGAACUGUUAACGUGGUGACACGCCCUAUGGUUCUGUCCAGCCCAUUUGUUUUAAUAUCCCACAAGGUCAAUUAAGUGAAUUUGAGAAACAAAAAGGGCCAGUGUGUAAGAAUUAGUGCCAUCCGGUGGUCAGACUGCAGAGUUCCACUCACCUCCACUCACGUCCUCCCUUUCCCAAGUAUGUCAUACCAGAGAGGACGUUGUGGUUUGUUUUUGUUGUAAGAUUCCACUUCAAAAUGCAAAACAUAUGUUUUUAUUUCGAACGCUACAAAAACCAAACAUUUUUAUUUUAAAUUUAAUGUUCAAUUAUGUGCUAAUAAGCCCUUUUAAAUCAGGGGUGUCAAACAUACGGCCCGAGGGCCAGAACUGGCCCGCCAGAGGGUCUUGUUAACAAUUUCACACUAAGGUUACAAUUUAAACGUAAUGUCAAAUGCAGUCUAGUGUUACACAUCAUACUGGAUCUAUAAAGGCACAAACAUUUAGUCAUUUAAUAGUAAAUUUAGGC